Messenger RNA from Adineta steineri, 360 nucleotides. NCBI's taxonomy places the organism in Eukaryota, Metazoa, Rotifera, Eurotatoria, Adinetida, Adinetidae. The record is from the annotation of a GenBank genome assembly.
AUGUCAUCGAUUUUUACAUAUCUUGCAAUUAUUCUCAGUGCUCUUGUUCUAGGAGUAUCUUGUGCUAAUCAAGGGUCUGUGCAAGUAUGCAAUCGAGGUGCUUAUGUCGCUAAAUGUGGCCUCAAUACACGAACUGCUGAUGGACGUACACGUUCUUAUGAAACUGGAAAAUUUCCAGUAGCACAAUGUUCUACACUUGAACUUCCAUUUGAAGCUGUUUCGGGUCAUAUAUGGUGUGAUAAUUAUGUGUUUAUUGGGGUAACAAAACGCGUUUUUCAAGAAGAUUUUGACACUCCAUCUGUUCGUUGUUAUGAUAUUGGUGGAACAACAUUUCAUCCAUCAAUGUCUCGUACAUGUUAA